Molecule: messenger RNA, 2057 nt
Organism: Mugil cephalus (flathead mullet)
Lineage: Eukaryota; Metazoa; Chordata; Actinopteri; Mugiliformes; Mugilidae
Gene: styxl1
Product: serine/threonine/tyrosine interacting-like 1
Exons: 8
Coding region: 152-1048 (298 amino acids)
Biological process (GO): positive regulation of intrinsic apoptotic signaling pathway; protein dephosphorylation; negative regulation of cytoplasmic stress granule assembly
Cellular component (GO): mitochondrion
Molecular function (GO): pseudophosphatase activity; protein phosphatase inhibitor activity; protein tyrosine/serine/threonine phosphatase activity
Source: RefSeq, a predicted model, not a curated record
UUGCUUAGCAACAGAACCAAUGCAAACAACAGCGGUGAAGACAGCGUGCUCACUUGCAGGAGGUGCUACUGUAUAUUUACCCCACAGGCCGCGCUUACCUCCUCUUAAUGUUUGUUUCUAGUUAACAGUUUCUCUUGUCGUUCUUCCUUCAAUGGCUGAAAUCUUAAUGUGUGAACCUUUGGAGCUCUACAAUGUCCUCAACCAGCGCCGCUGUGUGCCGAGGCUGGCAGAGAUCAACUACCUCUGUCUGAUCGAUGCUCGUGAAAUCCAAGAUUACUACACAAGUCACAUCCCAACAGCUAAACAUGUCAAAACGGAUUCAAAGGGUAACUUCCUCCUGUCAGAGGCAUUGGAGGUGGACAGCAUGCAUCACGUGGUGGUGUACGACAGCAACACAAACUGCUUAGAGGAGCGAGGCAGGGCAGCUGACUGUGCUCAGGUCCUGGCUGAGAGGAGCCUCUUCCCGGUCCGUAUAGUGAGAGGAGGCUUUGAGAAGUUCUCGGCUCUGUACCCUUUUUUAAGGACAGAGAAAAUCCUUUACACCAUCAUGGAGCUGGAAAACCUGAAGAUUUACCCGGUGGAGAUCAUAGCAGGGCUGCUGUAUAUGGGUGACCAACAACAAGGCAUGGACUCCAACAUCCUCAAAGACCUGAAAAUCAGCGCCGUCAUCAACAUCUCACAGAGCGACACUCUGGAAUCUAGGUCCAUUAAGGGGAACCAGACGAUCCUUAACAUCCCCGCAGCCGACUCAGUGACGUCUGAUUUAUAUUCAAGUUUCGAAAGGAUUUGUAGUUUUAUUGGUUCACACAUCAAGAUGGGCUCUCGUGUGCUGAUAGUUUCCAGACAGGGCAGAAGCCGCUGCAGCGCCAUGACCAUUGCCUUCCUGAUGCACCACCUCAAAUACACCCUGGAGGAGGCCUGGAGGUUCGUGCUCAAAUGUAAAGCCAUCAUGAGGCCCAACACUGGGUUUCUGCAGCAGCUGUCUGAGUGGGAGCUUCACACCACAGGAACCAAACAGACUGAUCUCUCCGGACUUCAUUUUCAGUGAAAGAUCUCAAAGACGAGGACGAUGAUGCGUUGUCACGGAGACGUCCUUUCUGUCAAAGAGAGACAUUUUAAACUCUGCAGCCUUGUUAUAUCUAGAUCAGACACAUAGUCUGUAACAAAAACAGUGCUACCUGGUUAUUAAUGUUGUUAAUUGUCAACAUAACUGUAUUGAUAUUUAUUUAAAAAAUAUAUUUUAUAUAAUAUAUUUAAAUAUUUAGUUUAAAUUCAAUAUUGUUUUACUAGUCUAGUUGGGUUAUUGGGUAUCUGAGGCGUAGACUCAAGUUAGAUAACUUCAUUAAAAGGGAGCUUAAAUUAAUUUGUUCACACAAGGUAAUUAAUUAUAAUAAGACUAAAAUACACUGUUGGAUUUUUUUAAUGGAAGGAGAACCAAAACCCCAUACGGUGAUAUCUUUAAAAACACAUUUUAACCAUAAAUUUUCAGCAAGUUAGAAAAUAAAUGCAUGUAAUUAAAAGACGCAAACAGUAUUUGACAUUUUAAUGUUUUUCUCUUUUAUGUUUUCUUUUAUUUUGUAUUCAUAAUGAGAUAUUAAUGACUUAUCUGUGUGUCAUUAGCUGUGAUCCAGUACAUAUAUGGCUUCUCCCCAGAGGUGCUAACAACACUUGGGAGGCCAGUUACAUAACAUCACCUCCAAAAAUACAGACCCCCACUACACGUGUAACCAGUUUGUUGUUCUCAAAUUCACCUUGCUGGAAACACCGCACCUCUCUCACAAAGAAAAAUAUGUGUGACAAAAAUAGCAUCGUUUCUGUUUGCGCAUGGCUUAUUAUCCGAGGCGUAAUCAGAUUUAUAAGAGCGGCGGGGCUUCCUGAGAGGCUGAACUCAGGGCAGAGCGGCUCCCAUGAGGUCAUUUAAAGGUCUCGGUGCUGAUUGGCUGAGAUGAUCACCACGAUCAUCAGGGUUGAAUGUGAUUGGACGAAGCGCCACGUCGAGCGAUAAACAACGUAUGACCGUUAGCUGAGGUAAACCGGAUACGCCUUUAAAGAAUAAA